Cornus florida is the source of this 1936-nucleotide messenger RNA. Its product is annotated as carboxypeptidase SOL1. The record is from RefSeq and is a predicted model, not a curated record. Bases 244 to 1695 code for a protein of 483 amino acids. Lineage: Eukaryota; Viridiplantae; Streptophyta; Magnoliopsida; Cornales; Cornaceae. The transcript is spliced from 15 exons. Gene Ontology annotation, molecular function: zinc ion binding; metallocarboxypeptidase activity. Gene Ontology annotation, biological process: proteolysis.
GUGGGUUACGGACAGCAAAGGGUUUGCGCCCGUAGCGAAACCAAAUUUCUUCUCGGGAUCUAGACCCAUGUGGAUCCCACUUUGUUUAAAGAUAAUUUUCCUUUAUAAGUCCACUUAGAUGUCUCAGUUCUCGCUUGUCAGGCGCAAUCACAUUUUCGCUCCGUGUUCAACGCUCUACGAGACUACGACGAUCAAAAACAGUGAACUACGCACCUGAAACUGCGAGAGGCAGUCGUCUACGGCAUGAAGCUCAUCUUCUCUCUUCUCUUUCUCUCUCUAAAAUUUUCCUAUUUUUUCAACCCUACGAUUGCGAGAGGCGGCGAACAAAACUCUAAUCAUUCAGGUUUGGGGAGGCACUUGUUUGAGGAAAACCGCUUUCAGAAACUUGAUAACUUAGCUCGUGGGUACAUGAGUAAUUCUGAUCUUGAGAAGGCCAUCAAGGCAUUCGAUCGGAGGUGUGCCAACGUAUCCAGGAUAUACAGUAUAGGAAAGAGCAUCCAAGGAGUUCCUCUGUGGGUGAUGGAAAUUUCUGACAAGCCAGGGGAGGAAGAGGCAGAACCUUCUUUCAAGUUCAUAGGAAAUGUGCACGGGGAUGAACCUGUAGGUCGUGAGCUUCUGUUGCGUCUGGCAAAUUGGUUGUGUGAUAAUUAUAUGAAGGAUCCAUUGGCAACACUGAUUAUAGAUAAUGUUCAUCUUCAUAUACUUCCGUCAAUGAAUCCUGAUGGGUUUUCACUAAGGAGGCGUGGUAAUGCAAACAACAAUGACCUAAACCGUGAUUUUCCAGACCAGUUCUUUCCUCUGAAUGAUGAUGUGGACACGCGACAACCCGAAACAAAAGCAAUUAUGAGUUGGUUGAGAGAGAGACAUUUCACUGCAUCUGCCAGUCUGCAUGGGGGAGCACUUGUUGCAAAUUAUCCAUGGGAUGGAACUCAGGAUAAAAGGACAAAUUACUAUGCAUGUCCUGAUGAUGAAGCAUUCAGGUUUAUGGCAAGUGUGUACAGUAGUUCUCACUACAACAUGUCUCUGAGCAAUGAAUUUCAGGGAGGAAUUACAAAUGGAGCAUCUUGGUACCCUGUAUAUGGUGGCAUGCAAGAUUGGAACUACAUACAUGGUGGCUGUUUUGAGCUGACCUUGGAGAUCAGUGACAACAAAUGGCCUACUGCUGAUGAGCUUUCUACUUUAUGGGAAUUCAACAGAAUGAGUAUGUUAAAUCUUGUUGCAAGCCUUGUCAAGACAGGAAUACAUGGAAGGAUCUUUUCAUCAGAUUGUGGAAAGCCAUUGCCUGCCUUUAUUUCGGUCAAGGGAAUAAAUUACACGAUUAAAGCUAGUCAAGCAUUCGCUGAUUACCAUCGUUUGCUUGCGCCAGGCGAGAGAUAUGAAGUUAUAGCGACCAUGCCUGGGUACAAAUCAAAGAGAACAUCUAUUUUGUUGGGAGAAGAAGCCAUGACAGUAGAUUUUGUUCUGGAUCCAGAAAUCACUCCCAAAGGGAAUAUAUUGCGAAGUGGCUAUGACUGCAGCUGCGAUCAUAAGAGCAGGUUCAAAUUGGUAGAGUUUUCGCCAUGGCCUUACUGGGAAUUUUCUGUUAUUUUAGUGUUAAGUUUAGCAUUCCUUUGCUUUUUAUUGAAGAGAAGGGUGAUAUUCAACCAUAUAAAGUAUAGACAAUCUGUAGGGCCAAAACGGUCUGGUGUGGUCUAAGGGCUUUUCUGUAUGUACGAUUUGUAAAACAUAACUGUACAUUUCUAUAGAGAGACGAUGAUUGAUCUUAAGGAAAAAUGUAAAGGGUGUUGAAUCAUAUCAAUGGGAAUCCAGAAUGUGAAGUACUAAAAAGUGGUGGACCAGUGAGUUUAUAUUUUGUAAGUGUUCCUCCCACAGGGAGCAAACAUCUAUAUGUCCUAUUUAUUUAUAGAAAAGUGUUAAGUUGCUUCUUGUUGCGCAA